Rhizoctonia solani is the source of this 4002-nucleotide messenger RNA. RefSeq names its product EH domain-containing and endocytosis protein 1. Bases 1 to 4002 code for a protein of 1333 amino acids. Gene Ontology annotation, cellular component: cytoplasm; actin cortical patch; mating projection tip. The transcript is spliced from 9 exons. Lineage: Eukaryota; Fungi; Basidiomycota; Agaricomycetes; Cantharellales; Ceratobasidiaceae. The record is from RefSeq and is a predicted model, not a curated record. Gene Ontology annotation, molecular function: calcium ion binding; protein binding. Gene Ontology annotation, biological process: endosomal transport; actin cortical patch organization; endocytosis.
AUGGCCGGGUUCGAAGCGACGGCACAAGAGCAGCAGGUGAUCAAGGCAGUAUUUGCCAGGGCCGACACACAGGACCUGGGAGUAGUUACCGGCGACGAGGCAGUCAAGGUCUUUGCUGGCUCGGCGCUUCCCCCCGCCACCCUCGGCGAGAUCUGGCAGUUGUCCGACACAGAAAAUAAUGGAUUUCUCACCGAGACCGGACUGGGCAUUGCACUCAGACUCAUAGGCUGGGCACAGGCUGGCGAGGCCCCAAAGAAGGAUCUGAUUGGACGCGGGAAUCCCGAUCCGGGCGUCUCCUCCAACCCAGGCUCUCCUAUGCCCCGUUCGCCCCCUCCGUCACUCCCCGCACGGCCCGUCAUGCCCCCGCUCACCCCCGAAGACAGACAAAAGUUUCUCCGCAUGUUCUUCCAGAGUGGACCUGCCAAUGGCCUGUUGAGUGGCGACAAGGCACGCGACCUAUUCGUCCGAUCCAAACUUCCAACCGAAAAACUCAGCCAAAUUUGGCAUCUCGCAGAUACUCAUGAGCGUGGUGCACUGGACUCUACCGACUUUAUCAUUGGCAUGUUCCUCAUCCAGGCUGUCAUGACCGGCCAACUCCAGAUUCUACCCUCUGGUCUCCCUGCUGGCUUGUACGAACAGGCUAGCGGCGGCGCACCUCGUCCCUCGAUAGGUUCACCCAUUCAGGCCCAGUUUACUGGUACCAGCAACAGCUCUCGAACAGCUCCUGGUUACCCCCAACGUGCUGCCAGUCCCAUUCGCACGCAAUACACUGGCCAAGGCCCGCUCGAGCCUCAGUAUACCGGCACUCAGCCCCGCAUCGCUCCGCAGUACACCGGUCAGUCUCAGUUCAGCCGCCCACCGGCCCCUCCUCCGCCCGUACGUCCCCAAGUCACCGGUCAGCCAUUCGCAAUCCCCCAAGCACCACCGUUUGCCCAGCCCAAAUGGGACGUCACCCAGGAGGAAAAGGCCAAGUCGGACCAAUUCUUUGCUGGACUCGACCCUCAGGGGCGUGGCUUUAUCGAAGGCGAUGUCGCUGUCAACUUUAUGGUCCAGUCCAAGCUUCCCGAGGCGAUUCUUGCCCAAGUUUGGGACUUGUCCGAUCUGAACAAGGACGGUAAAUUAACCCGCGAUGGAUUCGCUGUUGCAAUGCAUCUCAUCAAUGGCAAGCUCGCUGGGCGCGACAUUCCAAACGAACUCCCGCCCUCGCUCAUUCCGCCAAGCUUCAGGGGAGCGGCCCCGGCUCCUGCGGCACCCGCGCAGAGCGAGACGCUUCGCGACUUGUGGUCACUUGACGAGCCCGUGCAAACGCCCACGCCACCCACUUCGGCACCGGUUCCAGCGCCUGCACCCGCACCCGUUCAAACACAAGUACCUCCCAAACCCCAACGUAACCUAUUCGAUGACGACGAAGACGAUGAAGUGCUCUCUCCUACAACCGCAGCAGCAACUGCAACCUCCCCCGCUCCACCCAACGGCACAACCAGUAUCGAAAUCGCCAACGUUCAAAACCAACUCCAAAGCACCCAACGUGCGCUCGAUUCUACUACUGCCGCACGACAAGCAGCGAGCGCAUCGGCAGAUGCCAGUACCGCCGAGCUCGCGUCGCUCAAGGAACAGCUUGCGCGCGCGGCUGCUUCGCGAGUGACCGAGGAAACACACCUGAACGAGAUUAGGGCGCGCAAGGCUGCGCAGGAUGCCGAACUCGCGCAAGUCAGGGAGGAGCUGAUUAGGGCCGAGAGCGAAGUUAGCGCGAUCCGACUUGAGCGCGGAGAACUCGAGACAAGUCUGCUACGAGACAAGGAAGAGUUGAGGGGCGUGCAGAAGAAAGUGAGAGAGAUUUCCGAAGAGACGGAGCGCGCCAAGGGCGAAGUGGAAAAGUUCAAGCGCGAGGCGAGGCAGGUCAAAGGUCUCCUGGCGAUCGCAAAGAAACAGCUGGGCACGGCCGAGGGCGAAAAGCAAAAGGUCGAAAAGGAAGGCGAGGACGCGCGAAACGAGACGGAAGAGGCUCGGCAAGAGUUGGAAGAUGUUGAACGCAGAGUCGCGCUCGGCGAAACGGCCGAACCGUCCAUCGUCGCGCCCGUCCCAACCGUCCCAGCUAUCCCGACCGUCCCGACCGUCAACGGGGCUGCUCUUCCCCUCAGCCCGCAGUCCACAGGGUUCGGCGCAGACAGGCUGUCCCCUGCCCAGGUCGAGCUGCCCGCUUCGCGCUCCGUAACGCCCGCCGUGCCCGUACCCCAACGAACAGGGAGCACGAAUCCGUUUGACCGGCUGCGCGGGAUGAGCGCAAGCAGCGGCGCGGGUGCGUUACCGUUUGCCGAUGUCCCGAGCGCCGCUUCUCCGUUUAGCACGACGCCGUUUGGGAGCAACCCUACUUCGCCGACUGUUACCUCGCCAUUCGGCGCACCCGAGGGCAUUUCGUCGCCAUUUGGUAUUCCCCCUGCUGCCGGGGCUGCUGCUGCUGGAACUGGGAGCGGUGCAUCGGCGUUUGAUGCUGUAUUUGGUGACGCGAGCGCGUUUGGUGAAGGGCACAAGAACGACGAUAGUACCUCGAAUAUUGUAGCCGAGACCAAGGCGGAUGCUACUCCCAAGCCGCCUCCCCCCGCACCGAUUGCCGAACCCUCGACGCAUGGACUAGCAGAUGAUGAGGAUCCAUUUGGGAUGGGCGACGACAAGUUCGAGGACGAAGGCGUGAAAGAGGAAACCAACAUCAAGGAAGAUGAGAAACACAAGACCUCCAUCGAACAAGACAAGCCCACGCCCAGAGCGUCCAUCGAAGAACCUAAACAAGCUCCCACCCCCAGACCAGUCGGCGAAAGUAAAGACAAGGAUGAAGACCCGGCGCUCGCAGCGGCCGCAUCCCAGUUCCCCGCGCUUUCCGCCCAAAACUCGCCAAAUAACCAGGAUUUGCCGCCGUUGACCGAGUUGGAGCCGCAGGAUGACGAUUCGGAUAGCGACGAUGAGCCAUUGGAUAAGACGGCCAAGAGAUUGACGCUUAAGCAGGGCGCUGGUGUGGGUGAUACUGGGUCUGCUCCUGCGCCUGCACCUUCAACAUCGGCUUUCAACAAUGUUUUCGGGUUACCGAGUGCUACACCUGCCCCUGCUCCUACCUCUGCUCCUGCACCUGUACCUGCACCCGCCGCUACAGGCGCAAGUGCAUUUGACGAAGCAUUCAAGUCGUUCUCAUCCAAUCAAGAAGAAACAAAGUCCUCGGGGUUCAGCUUCCAAAACUCGUUUGACGACAACUUUGAUUUCGCGAGCGCUACGUCCAAAGACAAGGACACAAACACAAACUCAACUCCCACCGUUCCCGGCGGAUUUUCAUUCGACGACGCGUUUGGAACGAGCAGCGUGACGAGCAACGGAACUGGCAACGGUACGACAAGCAAGGGAGUUUCGUUUGACGAGGCGUUUGGAAUUUCGUCCAAGUCGGACACGGGCUCUGCUAAACCCUCGUUUGACGCGUUUGCUUCCUCGUCUUUUACUGCGCCUGCACCUGCUAGGUCUUCCAUUCCGGCCCCCGAGCCUGUGCCUGUUCCUGCGCCCGUACAUGCGCCUGCAACUGCUUCGACGAUGUCUCGUCCUUCUCCCCCGACAUCUCCUACCUCUGCAAGUGUGCGUUCCGGAUCGGCAAGGGCGUCACCUCCGCGCAGCAGCAAACGCUCCGAAUCCCCCAGGGCCCAAGCAAGGACACAGCUGAGCCCGCCCCCCGAGCCGACUCAACGACACUCGAAGUUUGGGAUUCAUCUGCCGUUUGGAAGGUCCAAGACGACCAAGGACAAGAACAAGGGCAAAAAGGGCAAGGAGCAGAUCCCUGACAUGCCAGCUCCCCCCGCUGCCGUUCCGUCUGGUGCAACCUCGGGCACGCCAGCCGUGGAGGACGACGUCGAGGCCGUCAAGACUCUCUGUGGAAUGGGCUUCACGCGUUCACAGGCGGUCAACGCGCUCGAGACUCAUGGAUACGACGUCCAAAGAGCGCUCAACAGUCUUUUGGGUGGUUCAUAA